Messenger RNA from Stylophora pistillata, 2810 nucleotides. RefSeq names its product mucin-like protein. Gene Ontology annotation, biological process: cell-matrix adhesion. Gene Ontology annotation, molecular function: calcium ion binding. The record is from RefSeq and is a predicted model, not a curated record. Lineage: Eukaryota; Metazoa; Cnidaria; Anthozoa; Scleractinia; Pocilloporidae.
UUCAGUUUCGGGGUGGUUUUGACGUUAGCCUCUUUCCCUUCCGAUAUUCUCUUUACAUCCUAGAAGAUUUUCUCAGCAUUCUGGGUGGGGGCUGAGACAAGCCUUAAAGUUUUCACCAAAAACACUCCCUUGGAUACUCUAAAAUUCUUAACGCGAGAUUUUACAGGAAAAUUCUUUGGGCUUUCAAAAAACAAGAUCAAUGUACAAAGUUCUCGCUCUUUUGGCAUAAAUUUCAAAGGAUGGAGUAGAUUACCAAGUUUUGUUGCACUUAAAAUUUUUUUCGCACAAUCCUCGAAUUAAUUAUACCUUGUUCUAAACAAGGCUGGCGUUUAUUCUGUGGCCGCAUUUAUAUAGUCUGAAACUCUCUCAUUUUUUUCCUCGUUCAAAAUUGCGCUUUCGUUGCUGAAACUUCGCCGUGCUGGAUACAAUUUGCAGAAUACCAAACAAAGGAUGUCUAUUUACAUGCCGUUAUAAAAUUCUAUCGAAAGUAUAAUACUGAUCUACACUUAAGCUGUCAUUUUGAAGACGAACCUGUAGCGUGAUCCGUACCUUAAUAUAUGACGCGAUCCCUUCGAUGUAUUUGAACGAAAGGAAGUAGGAAAAUGUUUUCCCCGAUGUUUAUGCAUCCUAAGUAAUAGAACAACGAAACAUCGUCGGUGUAAUCUCAAAUAAAAACCGUCUAGACCAUCUACAAUCAGUUUCAAGAGAGGGAAAUGCAAACGAGGCAGAUUAAAACAGCGAAUAGUAGCGAGCCACGCCCACCUCCAACCGCCCUUUUCCAAGAGGGUCAAAUUGCCAACGUUCUUUAUGAGCUCGCCAACCACUUUGAGUGGAUAAUACCUUAGUGACAAACCCAGAGUUGUCAUAACAAAAUUUCACAAGUUUUGCGCUCAAACUUAAACAUUGUCACCCAAAAUUCUAUCUGGUGGAGAAUUAGGCAACAUUACUCGUUUGUAAUAUCCUCACUUCCCGUAUUCGUUUCUUCGUUUACCCAAGAUUACACCGUGUUUCAAUUGAACAAGAAGUAGCUUCGCAGGAGAAAGCUCACACCACAUUUUCUUGGCUAAAAGCAAGUCACUCAUCGAGUGCUCAUCACACGCGAAAUGGCCAAGAAACCAAGAUUCCCUGAGUUUGCCAUUUUUUUCUUGGCGCUGAUGUGCUUGGGAUCUCUAAAUCUUUGCGAAGCUGAUUGUGAUACUAACCCUUGCCAGAACGGCGGAACCUGUUCACCGGGUGGAGAUAACAAUACUUACACCUGUGUCUGUGCCGCUGGCUACAACGGUACAAACUGCAUAACAGAUAUCGAUGAUUGUCAUCCCGAUCCUUGCAAAAACGGUGCAACUUGUACCGAUGAAGUCAAUGACUAUACUUGUACCUGUAUGGCUGGCUACGAUGGCAAGAACUGUUCUCAAAAUAUUGACGACUGUGACCCUGCUCCUUGUAAAAAUGGUGCAACUUGUAACGAUGAAUUGAAUGACUAUACUUGUACCUGUAUGGCUGGAUACGGUGGCAAGAACUGUACUGAAAAUAUCGAUGAUUGUAAUCCUAAUCCUUGCGAAAACGGUGCUACAUGUACUGAUGAAGUAAAUGACUAUACUUGUACCUGUAUGCCUGGCUACGAUGGCAAGAACUGUUCCCAAAAUAUCGAUGAUUGUCAUCCCGAUCCUUGCAAAAACGGUGCAACUUGUACCGAUGAAGUCAAUGACUAUACUUGUACCUGUAUGGCUGGCUACGAUGGCAAGAACUGUUCUCAAAAUAUCGAUGACUGUCACUCUGAUCCUUGCGAAAACGGUGCAACUUGUUCCGAUAAAGUAAAUGAUUGUACUUGUACCUGUGUUGCUGGCUACGAUGGUAAGAACUGUUCCCAAAAUAUCAAUGAAUGUUACCCUGAUCCUUGCAAGAAUGGUGCAACAUGUAGCGAUGGAGUUAAUGACUAUGCCUGCAACUGUAUGGCUGGCUACGAUGGCAAGGACUGCGACCAAAAUAUCGAUGACUGUGACCCUAAUCCUUGCAAAAACGGAGCAACUUGUAUCGAUAGAGUAAAUGACUAUAACUGCACUUGUGUCGCUGGCUACGAUGGCAAGAACUGUACGCAAGAUAUCGACGACUGCGAAUCUCAUCCAUGUCAAAACAAUGGAACCUGUACUGAUGCACUGAAUGACUAUACCUGUACUUGCAAUGCUUCCUUCGAGGGGGAGAACUGCGAGCAAGCUUUUGUUGAUGACUGUGAUCCCAAUCCUUGUGAAAACGAUGGAAACUGUACUGAUGCUUUCAAUGACUUCUCCUGUGAAUGCGAACCUGCCUUCGAAGGAAAAAUCUGCAAUGAAAGUUUUGUAGAUGACUGUGCUUCUGGUCCGUGCAAAAACGGUGCAAACUGUUCUGAUGCAUUUAAUGACUAUAUCUGUACCUGUGACGCUGGCUACGGCGGGAAGGACUGCGACCAGAAUAUCGAUGACUGUGACCCGAAUCCAUGCGAAAAUGGAGGAACCUGUACAGAUGAGUUAAAUGAUUACAACUGUACCUGUGUGCCUGGUUACAAUGGAAAAGACUGCGAAAACAAUGUGAAUGAAUGCGCCUCCAGCCCUUGCCAAAACAACGGGACCUGUACAGAUCUUAUAAAUGACUAUACCUGUAACUGUACAGUCGGAUUUAUUGGGAAAAACUGCGACAUCGUUGAUCCUUGCUAUAAUACCAAUCCAUGUGAAAACGACGGGCAGUGUUUUGUGGAUGAUAACCACAAGUUCUUCUGUGUCUGUCCAAUUCCUAAAGCCUACGAAGGGAGAAAUUGCAGUAAACCAGGUAAGAAAUGA